GAGCAUCAUGUCUGCUCAGGAACAGCAACAGGCGCAGCCCCCCCUGCCCACCUCCUCGGAGGCUGCGGAACUGGACGCCGCAAACAGAUACGAAGCGGUUGUUCCUCACUGGUUUUACUGCAAGGUCACGGACUCCAGGGAGCGAUGGAUCCCCUUCAGCACGCAGGAUUCGGAGAGGCUGGAAGAGGCUCACGGCUCAGGGAGAGACAAAGAAGAUCUGGUUGUCCCAACAUCGGGGGGUAGGUACGACGUGCAUCUGAAGAAGAGGCAGCGCGUUGCAGUGUACUGGGAGGAGGAGGUAUCUGAAGUGCGUCGCUGCACCUGGUUUUACAAAGGAGACAAGGACAAUAAGUAUAUUCCCUACUCGGAGACCUUCAGCGAAGAACUGGAGGAAGCUUACAUGAUUGCUGUGACCCUGGAUGAGUGGAAGAAGAAACUAGAGUCCCCUAGCAGAGAAGUCAUUAUCUUGCACAACCCAAAGCUGAUGGUGCACUACCAUCCAGUUGCCACCUCCGAUGACUGGGGCUCAACUCCUACGGAACAAGGUCGACCUCGGACUGUGAAGAGAGGAGUAGAAAACAUCGCUGCCGAGAUCCCCAAUGGAGAGCCGCUGCAAAUUGAUCACUUGGUUUUCGUGGUGCACGGGAUCGGCCCAGCGUGCGAUAUUCGGUUCAGGAGCAUCGUCCAGUGCGUGAAUGACUUCAGGAAUGUUUCCCUGAGCAUGCUGCAAGCACACUUCAAGAAAGCCCAGGAACAGCAGCAGAUCGGCCGAGUGGAGUUCCUACCUGUGAACUGGCACAGCUCCCUCCACUCCACUGGGGUGGACGUUGACCUGGAGCGAAUCACUUUGCCGAGCAUCAACCGUCUGCGUCACUUCAUCAACGACACCAUCCUGGACGUUUUCUUUUACAACAGCUCCACCUAUUGCCAGACCAUCGUGGACACGGUGGCAUCCGAAAUGAACCGCCUGUACCAGCUCUUCUUGCGGAGGAACCCCCUCUUCAAAGGGGGGGUCUCCAUUGCAGGGCACAGCUUGGGGUCACUCAUUUUAUUUGAUCUCCUGACGAACCAGAAGCCUGCUCCCGAAGAGAAUGAGCACAGCAAAGAGUCCAGGACAACCUCAAGCAACAGGAGUAUUGAGGAAGUAAAAGAAAUCCUGAAGAAGCUGGAGCUGUCUGAAUAUUGUGAUGUUUUUGAGAAGGAGAAAAUGGACAGGCAGGCACUGUUCUUGUGUACAGAGAAAAACCUUAAAGAAAUGGGAAUUCCCUUAGGACCAAGAAUGAAGAUACUUCAUUACAUCAGCUCCAAGACAGAGAUGCAGGACCAGAGCGCAGCAGCUGCCGGGCACAGCGGGGAACACGGAGCGGAGCCUGGGUCCCCACUGCAGCAUGACCCAGACAGCACAGAUGAUGGCAAGAAUUGCCAAUACCGGGAUGUUGGCUUAGGACAGGUCUCGGCAAACUAUCCUCAGCUAAACUAUAAGCCCACCAUCUUCUUUGCUUUUGGGUCUCCCAUUGGGAUGUUUCUCACAGUGCGAGGAGUGAAGCGGAUCAACCCAAACUACAGCCUACCCACUUGCAAAGGCUUCUUCAACAUCUUCCACCCCUUUGACCCGGUGGCAUACAGGAUUGAGCCCAUGAUCGUCCCGGAUCUGGAGUUUGAGCCCAUGCUGCUGCCUCACCAUAAGGGCAGGAAGAGAAUGCACCUAGAGCUGAAAGAAGGGCUGACUCGCAUGAGCGUCGACCUGAAGAACAACUUGCUGGGGUCCUUGCGGGUAGCCUGGCAGUCCUUCACUCGAGCCCCACUGCCAGCUGUGGAAGCGGCGAGUACCGAUGCCGAAGCAGAGGCAGAGGCCGGCGUGGAGAAGCAGCCAGACACAAAGCCAGACGAGACCCCUGCAGCAGUGAAGGAAGAGGCCUCCCUCAUUAACGUGGGGAGGCUGAACGGAGGCAAUCGCAUAGACUACGUGCUGCAGGAGAAGCCAAUAGAGAGCUUUAAUGAGUAUUUAUUUGCACUACAAGGGCAUCUCUGCUAUUGGGAGUCGGAAGACACCGUUCUGCUGGUUCUGAAGGAGAUCUACCAGACACAAGGCAUUACACUGGAUCAACCUUUGCCAGGAAGCCAGUGA
Molecule: messenger RNA, 2128 nt
Organism: Cariama cristata (Red-legged seriema)
Lineage: Eukaryota; Metazoa; Chordata; Aves; Cariamiformes; Cariamidae
Gene: DDHD2
Product: DDHD domain containing 2
Exons: 16
Cellular component (GO): COPII-coated ER to Golgi transport vesicle
Molecular function (GO): protein binding; metal ion binding; triacylglycerol lipase activity
Source: RefSeq, a predicted model, not a curated record